This is a messenger RNA of Brienomyrus brachyistius, 4596 nucleotides long. RefSeq names its product connector enhancer of kinase suppressor of ras 2-like. Gene Ontology annotation, biological process: regulation of signal transduction. The coding region runs from base 660 to 3494 and encodes 944 amino acids. The record is from RefSeq and is a predicted model, not a curated record. Gene Ontology annotation, cellular component: cytoplasm; membrane. The transcript is spliced from 22 exons. Lineage: Eukaryota; Metazoa; Chordata; Actinopteri; Osteoglossiformes; Mormyridae. Gene Ontology annotation, molecular function: protein binding.
AAAGAGGCGCACAGAACAAAGCAUUUCUUGCGCAUCAUUAUCGCCGCUGUCUCUGUCGCAGCUGGUAUUGUAAUACAUCAGCACCCCGCAGCACAUAUACGUCCAGCAGCGUUAGAUUUCAGACGCAGAUUAUUAAACGCACAUUAUUUCUCGACCGUGUCAUUGCGUGGGUGGGUAAAGUCUCGCUGUUUACCAACACCGAGCGCCUCUCUCAGCUGACAGUGCCGAUAGGCGGCGUCCUUCUGCCGGAGGAGACGCCGGGAGCGGAGCGGAGGCAGCCUGUCUGCAAGCAGGGAAAGGGGACAAACGAUGCCAGGAGAACGUGCUCCAGAAUCUGGGCUCGGUCCAAUUCGCCCCCGAAGGACGGUGUGAAAGGGCUGCGAUGCGCACGGCAGAAAAGCGGAGGGUGGAAAGCAGUCUUGAAUGAGGAAUAAAGGAGCCACCCAGGCGGACAUAACUGCCCAGUCCGAGGGAAUGAGGCGAAUUCCAGCGGAGAACCGCUAGAGAAGACGGGCAAAGCUGCUCCGCCAUCUGCAUGCGAAGCGGGUCCCACGGAGCGCCGGGGAGGACGAGCCGCAGCCGCAGCCGAAGAAGCGGCGCUCCUGGGACAGCCGUGCAUUUCCCACGCUGCGCAACGAGGACAGAGCGCAAAGGUCCUCAUGGCACUCGUGAUGGAGCCGGUCAGCAAAUGGAGCCCGAGUCAAGUGGUGGACUGGAUGAAAGGCCUGGAUGACUGCCUGCAGCAGUACAUUAAGAACUUUGAGCGGGAGCAGGUAGGUGGGGACCAGCUUCUGCGUAUCACGCACCAGGAGUUGGAGGACCUGGGCGUGUCACGUAUUGGUCAUCAGGAGCUCAUCUUGGAAGCUGUGGACCUGCUCUGUGCUCUGAACUACGGGCUGGAGACGGAGAACCUGAAGACGCUGUCCCACAAGCUGAAUGCCUCAGCGAAGAACCUGCAGAACUUCAUCACAGGCCGCCGGCGCAGUGGCCACUAUGACGGGCGCAGCGCGCGCAAGCUGCCCAACGACUUCCUGACGUCUGUAGUGGACCUCAUCGGUGCUGCCAAAAGCUUGCUGGCCUGGCUGGACAGGUCCCCCUUUGCCGCAGUGGCCGACUACUCCGUAACCCGGAACAGCGUGAUACAGCUGUGCCUGGAGCUGACCACCAUCGUCCAGCAGGACUGCACUGUGUACGAGACCGAGAACAAGAUCCUACAUGUGUGCAAGACACUGUCGGGAGUCUGCGACCACAUCAUCUCUUUAUCCUCGGACCCUGUGGUCUCCCAGUCUGCCCACCUGGAGGUGGUCCACCUGUGCAACAUCAAACCUGCAGAGGGAUUGGGCAUGUACAUCAAAUCUACAUACGAUGGACUGCACGUCAUCACAGGAACUACAGAAGGGUCCCCAGCUGAUCGCUGUAAGAAGAUCCAUGCAGGGGAUGAGGUCAUCCAGGUGAACCACCAGACUGUGGUGGGCUGGCAGUUGAGAAAUCUUGUCAAUUCCCUGCGUGGAGAUCCUAGCGGUGUGGUGCUGACGCUGAAGAAGCGCCCCCAAAGCACGCUAGGCUCAGCCCCCGCCCUUUUGAAAAACAUGCGCUGGAAGCCUCUCGCACUGCAGCCGCUUGCCCCGUCGAGCCCCACCAGCAGUGUGGCCACAUCCUCCAGCACCAUCAGCACCCCCUCCAGGCGCAACAGCUCCGCCCUACAGGACCUCUUCAUCCCACCCCCCCCUGCAGAACCCUAUACCCCCAGAGACGAGCAGGGUAACCUGUCCGGGGAUGACCUGGCCCGUCACCAUGGGGGUAUCCCUGUUGCCAAAGGCUCAGAGUCCCCCAACUCCUUCCUGGACCAGGAGCAGCACAAGCGCUUUCCGCUGGGGGAGCAGGAGGCUGUGCUCUACUGCUACGAGUACGACAAGGGCCGGGGUACCCCACCCGGGCGUCGGGACGGCACGCCCACCUAUGGAAGGCUACGGCCGAUCUCCAUGCCCGUGGAGUACAACUGGGUGGUGGAUUACGAGGAUCCAGCCAAGCUGAAGAGAGACAGCAAGAGAGAGAGCUCUCUGCUGCGGUACGUGAGCGAGGAUGCAGCCCCUCCGGAGGAGUACCUGACCAGUCGCAGCAGCAGGAGGAGCAGGAGGAAGGGAGACAAGGAGGGCCAGGUGCCCACGCUGCAGAUGGAGGUGAUGCGGCAGGAGUCUCUCUCCACGCCCAUCUCUGACUCCAGCUCCCUGUACCAUACCUUCCAACCGUCGUCACUGCUGUCCAAGUCCAAGAAGAAGAAAGCAGCGAUCCCCCUGCCCACCAUCAGCAAGCGCCGGGUGUCCUGCCGGGACCUGGGCCAGGCCGACUGCGAGGGUUGGCUCUGGAAGAAGAGGGACGCCAAGAGUUAUUUCUCCCAGAAGUGGAAGAAGUACUGGUUUGUGCUGAAGGAGUCCUGCCUCUACUGGUACAUGGACGAGGAGGACGAGAAGGCAGAAGGAUUCAUGAGCCUGCCGGAGUUCCACAUCGACCGCGCCAGUGAAUGCCGGAGGAAGUAUGCUUUCAAAGCUUGUCAUCCAAAGAUAAAAAGUUUCUACUUUGCAGCUGAUAGCGUGGAUGAUAUGAACAGGUGGCUGAGCCGACUAAAUAUGGCUACCACGGGCUAUGCGGAGCAGGAGAGAGUCAGGCAGGAGCAAGAUUACUGGAGUGAGAGCGACCAUGAGGACGACACGCCAUCAACGCCGAAGCAGGACAGCCCACCUCCACCUUACGACACCUACCCACACCCUUCAUCAAUGAGCUCCUCCAGCCCUUACCUCGAGCCCCGGCACAGCCGCCUGUCAUCCACAGAGACAUCGCAGUCACGCUCCUCCCAUGAGGAGUUCCGCUCUGACCCAUCAGGGGGCAGCAGUGGGGUGUCACCCGCACGUCCAUCAUCCAGCCAGCGCCGUUCAUGGCAGGACCUGAUUGAGACACCCCUGACCAGCACCGGGCUGCACUACCUGCAGACAUUGCCUCUGGAGGAUGUGACACAUGGUGAACCGGGCAACAGAGUGUCGCCUGAAGGGCGGCGCCAGUCCACACUCCCCGCACAACGCAGCCUGCUGCAGGACCACUAUGGGCCUGUCUGCGUGACAGGGGUGGAGCAGCUGCUCAGUGUGCCAGGGGCGGGCAGCAAACCCCGCAGCUAUACCCUGCCCCGUGACGGGGGUCUCCACGCACUCUUCAGUCUGAGCACGAGUGCAGAGCACAGGGACAUGCAGGAUCACACAGACAGCGAGCGGGAGGUUGCGCAGAGAGCAGACUCCAUGAGGGACCUGUACCCCGCCCUGGAGCGGGUCAGUGUUUCGCCCAUUGGGGAUCCCCGGCGUUCCACCCGCCUGGAGUACAAGCGCUCCUUCGUCCGACGUGGCAACGACGCCAUACUCAACGACAAGCUGCACAGGCUACACGUCCUGCAAAGCACGCUCAAGGACGUCCAGAUCCAGGACACAAAGCCUCCAUCAGGAUACUGACACCUUACCGCCCUCUCCCCCCACCCCCUACAGUAAGCACUACCCUACCUCCAUGUGCUCUUUCUGCCUCCAGAAGGGCUGCAAGAACUGUGCUGGACUUCCAGCGAAAGGAUGCCCCCUGUAGGAUGGACGACAUCCCCACCAUAGCGUUACGUAUAUUUCCGGUCAGAAAUUCUCUGGUAGAGAGUGCAGAGAGCUAAGAUGAGCUUUGGCUAACAGCAGCUACACUAAAAAUGACUUCCUCUUCUGCCCUUUGGUUUUACGAAUGCGAUAACGAUGUUCAGAGUAUUGCUGUGACGGAACCGGGAGCGCAGACCACCGUGUGUGUGACGGUUUACAGGAGGGGGGGGCGCCCGAAAUCUCCAGGCAAGUGGGCCGGAAGAGUUUUUGUUGUUUCAUAAUCAAGGUUUUAUUGGGUUUCAAAGGACGGUGCCAGAUACACAAGCUUCUCUUCUGACCUUUCCUUGUGACCUCGGUCUCCAGCGGUCAGAUCGCAGCGGUUCCUGCAGGACUCUCUUCAUGCAUCGCAUACGAUGGUUCCGUUACUGUGCAUGGCUUCCUUUUCUGUACAUGUCUGCAACACAAAGGUGUACACAUGUAAAUACAGACGUACAUAUGGAGAGAGAGAGAGAGGGAGAGAGAGAAGGAAACAGAGUGAGUGUGGCGGCUCUAAUUUUGGCUGCAAUGCUGUGCAAUCAGUGUGUUUUAAGCCAGUCCGUAUCAAAUCAUUUUCAGUGUCGCUGCUUUCUGAUUGGCGUGUGUCAACCCUUGUGCUUUAACUAUUCUGGCUUGACGUUCCUACACUCUGAACACUCCUCAUUCCGAAGAGGUUGUUGCCUGGCAAUAAUUAACCUAUAGUGAUAAUGAGUUGAUUUGUUAGAUACGAUAACAGGAUCUAUUUUUGUAUGCAUCAUGUUUACCUGAAUGUCGAUGGUGGUUUUUGUAUAAUAAGUGGUGUUACUUGUGGCUGCGAGUGUGACUGCUAAAUGACUUUGUAUAAGAUAUUUUGACAUGUUUGAACUGUACUGUAAACACAACAGGAUUAUUCAGUGUUUUUUUUUCCCCCCGUGUCAUAAUGGAAUCCCAGCGCACUUUUAUGAAU